UCCAUUUUAUCAGCGAACAAGUUAACAUCGUGGCGUAAUAAUUUUUCGACUCAUUUUUUUUAAAUUCACUUUAAAACGGUUUCGUGUGUAAUUUCUUUCUUAUGAACUUGUGAUUUGAACUGUUUAACAAUGAAAUUAAUGAUCGUUGUUUUGUUGGCAGUGAAUUUGAUGGUGUCUGCCGAUGUGACGAGUGAUGAUAAAGUUGCAAAGGGAAAACGAGAGGCUCCGAUGGCUGAACCAUCGACAGAUUAUUUACCACCACGCUUGGAAGCGCCUUAUGCAACAUUUCAGCCAAUAACUGUGGGCACUAGUGCCGCUCCUCAACCUUCAUAUUUUCAACAAACUACAUUCAAUCAGCAACCAUCGUUCAAUGACCAAUCAUCGUUUAAUCAACGACCAUCGUUUAAUCAACAAUCAUCGUUUGAUCAACCUCCGGCCGGAUCGCCAGCACCCGCUCCAGCCUACGAAUACAGUCGUUUUGCGGGCGUUAUUCCUUUGCAAGGUGUCGACAAUAACGAACUUGGCAACGGAAUAAAUCAAGAAUCAUACAAUGCUAAUCCUGGCCCACCAUAUUACAAUAAUAUUUAUGGUGUGAGUGGUGCUUAUACCGAGGGAAAUAAUUACGGUGGAGCCAGUUCAUAUGGCAGUUUCAUUAAAUACGGCGAAGGUAAUCAGGUCAGAACCAACUACGGAUCAUACAAUGGAUUGGGUCAGAGUUUGAAUGUAUACGGAGGAAAUCAAUUCGGAAAUAAUGAUGGAAACUUUGACCAAUAUUCAACCAUUAAAAAUAGUCAAUUUGGCAACUCAGGUGCCAAUUUCGAUCAAAAUUCAUUCGUUGGAAAUCAAGCAAAUAGAUAUCCAUCAUCGGCAUCGCUACGAUCAAAUCAACCACCAUCUUAUGCUGCGGGUGUUAAAGGUUUGAGUCAUUAUUCGCAGCCAGUAUCCAAUCUAAAUACUCAACCGUUGAAAAACAGUCGACCAGUCGCUUUGCAACCGGCUCAUUUGCAACGCAAACCAAAUUCAUUUUUACAAGAGCCAAAAAAUCCGAACUUUCGUCCAUCAUUCUUUUUGGGAUCGCAGGUGUUGACCUCAACACCUGAAUACAGUCAACCAACCUUGAACUCACUUGGUACAACCAAUCAAUAUAUUCCACCAACGCAACCAAUUCCCGAGCAUCUUAUUGCACAGCCCAUUUCCGAACAAUAUGGCCAACCGAUUGUUGGACAAUACGUGCAAGCCGUGCCGGCGCAAUAUACAGCGCCUCAAUCUUUGGGCGAAUUGCCACUAACACAAAGAGAGUAUUUGCCUCCAUCGUCACCAAAUUUUGUGAAUAGUUAUCAAGCAUCUGGACAAUCGGGUUACGGAUUGCCUGAAACAAUUAUCUACACAAAGUCAUCGCUGUAUGGAGAACGGUACGGUCAAGCACCAUAAACUACUGCAUUUGGUCAUAGAUAAAGAAAUGAUAUUGUUUGUCGCCAUUUAAAUCACUUUGAGCAUGAAUCUUAUUUAUUGUAUUGUUUUAACGUAUAAAUUAAGUCUCUGAAAUUAUGAGCGAAAAAUAAAUGUACAAAAAUCAAUGUGAAUUUCAGAUGCCGUGAGGCAUGGUUUAUU
This is a messenger RNA of Sitodiplosis mosellana (orange wheat blossom midge), 1611 nucleotides long. RefSeq lists its product as uncharacterized. Lineage: Eukaryota; Metazoa; Arthropoda; Insecta; Diptera; Cecidomyiidae. The record is from RefSeq and is a predicted model, not a curated record. The transcript is spliced from 2 exons. The coding region runs from base 130 to 1431 and encodes 433 amino acids.